UAAAGUACCCAUUAUUAAGCUAUUCUGUUAUAGGUUGUUUACAUUGUUGCUAGGACAUCUAAAAAUAGACACCGUAAAAUCCGAUUUUAAAUAUACUUUGUAAACCAAGUGGCAUAUGUUGAAUUGUAAGAUUACUGAUUGAUAACCGUACCCUUUUAAACCAAGCGGUCGUGCGGUCUUAAUUUCAGUUUUAUAUUAGCUUGCACGUGCAACUACAGCGUGAAUUAUACUUCGUAAAAGGAUCCUAACUGGAAAAAGUCGAAAAAUGGGAUUGUGUCAUUCUGGCUCGGGGAGCUCUUCAGGGGCUAGAAUAUUGAUGAUAGGAUUGGAUUCAGCUGGAAAGACUACAAUACUCUACAAAAUGAAGUUGGGCGAAACAGUAACAACAAUUCCAACUGUAGGGUUUAAUGUAGAAACUGUGUCACCUGUGAAAGGCGUCUCAUUCACUCUGUGGGAUAUUGGCGGACAGGAUAAAAUCAGACCGCUUUGGAGGCAUUAUUACAAUAAGCUGGAUGGGCUGGUCUAUGUCGUAGACAGUGCAGAUGAAGAGAGAAUGUCUGUGGCCAAGGAAGAGUUGUUUAAUGUUCUAGAAAGCGACGAGAUGAAAGAAGUGCCCCUCUUAAUUAUAGCCAACAAACAAGAUCUUGAAAAUUCGCUGGAUCCUUCGAAAAUUGUUGAUCAGUUAAACUUAAACACGCUCCGUCACCGGUCCUGGUAUAUUCAACCUGCGUGUGCAACUACCGGUGAUGGCAUUAAAGAAGGAAUGCAGAUGCUAGCUUCAAUGGUAAAAAGAAAAAAGAAAUAAAGACAACAUCGCUUAUUAAAUUCUAUCAUACAAUCACAUCAAACGCAAACAGCUUUGCAAACAGCAGACCGGAUUUGGACAUGUAUGGUUCCAGGAAAGUUCUUGGCUUGCAAGGAGAACGAGACGUCUAAACUGCCGGAUUGGAAAUAUCAAAACUAACUGAGUUGAAAUCAGACGUCGUAAGUGUAUCGGAAUUAACGCGCAUUUGGUAUUGAAAAAUGUAUGCCCAGGCCCCAAGUAUCGUGCCUCUUCGCAUUACUGUACAGAUCUGAGAAAACAUUCUGUUACUAGCAAUAUAAUAAAAAAGGCAUAAAACAAACAUUUAUCAAGCAUUGCAUUUCAUAUGUUAUAUAUACAGACCACGAAAUAAUUGUCACCAUACCUCUCCACAUGUGUUCAUAAUUAAUUCUUUAGUCCAGACUCAUAAACUUGUAAAUAUUAACCUUUUUAAGUUAUUGUGUCUUUGUAUUACAGGGAGGGUGAUCACGUGACUUUUGUUUAUGAUCACAUUGUGUCCACCGUAAUGGCUGCCCCCAUGUACAAGAAGGUUUUUUGUAUUUUUCUUCAAUUUAUCAUCAUAUUUGAACAUAUUUAACCGAUCAUGUUCCAGCCAAUAACUUUCCGGUUCCAACGAUGUAUUAUUUUGCUAUGUGAGUGUUGCCGUUUUUCCAUUUACCCUGCAGAGAUUUUCGAAGCGGUGAUAUUUCUCUUGAAAAAGUGUGGUCACAUUGAGUCCCAAAUUCAAAAAACACAUUUUAUACAUCUUUACAGGUUUGUUUUUGGUAGAAAUCGACUGAAAAUGCACCUCAAUCAUGUAUUUUCCUUCACAUGCGACUUCUGAAUGUUUAUGUGUGUUUUCUACAACGUUUCGGGGAUUCAUGUCUGAAUGGUUACAUUACGUCAUGGUCACAUUGUGCCCGAUAAAUUUAGUAAAUUGUGUACAUAGCAAUUAAUUCCAAUCUUCUAUAUGAUAGGGAGU
Mercenaria mercenaria is the source of this 1784-nucleotide messenger RNA. Its product is annotated as ADP-ribosylation factor 3-like. The transcript has 4 exons. Gene Ontology annotation, biological process: vesicle-mediated transport; intracellular protein transport. Gene Ontology annotation, cellular component: plasma membrane; cytoplasm. The record is from RefSeq and is a predicted model, not a curated record. Gene Ontology annotation, molecular function: GTPase activity; GTP binding. NCBI's taxonomy places the organism in Eukaryota, Metazoa, Mollusca, Bivalvia, Venerida, Veneridae. The coding region runs from base 266 to 805 and encodes 179 amino acids.